AUGCAUAAUUCUCAGCUUCAAAAUGUUCAGCAGGAUGAAAGUUUGUCCUCAGUUUAUGGAGUAAAGUCUAAUUCAGUUUUAAAUGAGCUUGAAUAUUAUCAUAUAAUAUCAGGAAUGCCAUCAGACUUGGCACAUGAUCUUUUUGAGGGUGUGUUCAGAGUAAUUAAGUUGAAACGAACAAGCACAUUAGAAGAAACCCAAAGCAACAAUGGUAGAAUAUCACCCACUGACACACCUUCAACAUCAUCAGCUUUAACACCUUCAACAUCAUCAGCUUUAACAACUUCAACAUCAUCAGCUUUAACACCUUCAACAUCAUCAGCUGGCACACCUUCAACAUCAUCAGCUGGCACACCUUCAACAUCAUCAGCUGGCACACCUUCCACAUCAUCAGCUGGCAUCACUAGACCCCCAAGUCCAUUAACGCCUCUAUCAAGACCGACCAGCCCUGCAGUUAGCUCAUCGCCAAUCUCAAUUGUUAGAAAUGACAGAAAAAUCUGGCCAAGGAUUUAUUUUUUUCCCGUUCAAACAAUACCACAGGGCCUCAGACUAAAAUUGGAUAGCCAACAACCCCUUGAAAGAGUGGACAGAACCAGGCUGCUUGAUGUCAUCUACACAGAUGUAACGCAGUAUGAAAAUGGAUUGUAUCCGUCUCAAGAACUAUAUGAUCAAAUAGUUGAUGGUCUUUUGAGGCAGUAUCCAUAUCUAAUCAAAAUAAGUGGCGUACCCCUGCAAUCAGUCAGAGUUUAUUGGAAGGAAAAAUUGAAGUAUAAAUGGGGAAAUGAAAGGAAGUCCAGGGACAAACAUCUACCUGAGGUGCAGGCAAGAAAAAGAAAGAAGGAUACAGCACCAACUCCUGAAAACAUUUCUGGGGGGAAGGUAUACCUGACAUGGAGUAUGGCAAACUUUUUGCCUGCUCAACCUGAGUCUGAGGAUGACACGGCUAUAUCCCUACAUUGUGGCUGGCUCAAAAGAGAGUUUAUCAAGACAGACCAGAAUGAGGCUCUAAUCAAUUUGAAGAUGAACCUAACAUUUGCUGCCCGAAGAAAGGCAGUAGUUGAGGGAACUAUUUCAGCUGCUGAGCUUGUGGAUCAAUAUCCAUUUCUUAAAGAUAGGAGACAGAUACUUAUGGAAUUCACACGUUUAGGUCCAAAUGGAAAAGAUGACAGAUUGGAGGAUGUAUUCUAUGGUGGUUUGGACAAAUUUACAGGUCCGAUUGUUUCCCUUACUAAAUCCAAGAAACUCAUCCCACAAGUAAAAGAAGUUGUAGACCAAAUUGUUCUACUCAGAACAGAAGGGGAGAGAAAAUAUGCUAGCCAGUGUAUUGCAGUUACAAGUUGUGCCACCUUAUUUAAAGAGAAGAUUGAGAAAAUAUUGUUCUUUCCAGGACAGGAUUCAUCAGUUUCACCAAUUGCUUUGAUAGUCUGUGACAAACUUUUAACAAUGGACUCUAAUAGCUUUGAGCUUAAAAUUGAUAAUAACACUAUCUUUUCCUGUGACACAUUUAUUUAACUUAUCACAGGUUUCAUGGCUGCAAUUUAUUGCUUCAACCUUGCAUAUCCAAAACCAGUUUCUAAAACCUUAACCUUCUUUCAAAAUGUGUUUUUGAAUUUAAAUGAUGCAGGGAAAAUUGACAAAAAAAUUGUGUCUGUAGUCACAGAUUUGAACAGAGAAAGGCAGAAGAACAUGUAAUUGGUUCAUACUCGAGGUCAACUAGGUUAACAUGGUUAACUAGAAAAUUGAAUUUUGAUAUUUACAAUAAUGAUUUUCAUGGUUUACAAUAAAUUCUGCUUUUAAAUACAAGAUUUUUUUUAAAGCAAAUUAAAUCAAAUGACAAGGUAAAUUGUGUAUCUAUUUUGCCUGAAGCUUUUCGAAGAGGCAAGGUGUUAUACGCCUUUUGCCUAUUGAAAGUGGCACAGGAGGAGGAAAGUACACACAUGAGAGUUUUCAUUUUUUAUUUCUCUGUUGAUGUUAUGAUAAUGAAGUGCACUUACUAAACAGCAGAAAAUUAAGUAUUAAAAAAACAUGUGAAGGCUUCAUUAAUUUUCAAUGAGACAAAAGUGGUGUACAUACAUGUAUAUACCUUUGCUUUAAUUGUUGUACAAUUGAUUAUUGUCAUGAUAUUUUUUUUAAUUUGUUUGUUAAAACAUUUUAAUUAUUUACUGUAAUCAUUGUUCAAUUGUAAAUAUAUAUGCAUGUCUUUCAUAAGAAAUUAGAUUCUUUUUUGGAGAUA
Messenger RNA from Mytilus californianus (California mussel), 2233 nucleotides. RefSeq lists its product as uncharacterized. Lineage: Eukaryota; Metazoa; Mollusca; Bivalvia; Mytilida; Mytilidae. The record is from RefSeq and is a predicted model, not a curated record. The transcript is spliced from 7 exons. The coding region runs from base 1 to 1512 and encodes 503 amino acids.